This is a messenger RNA of Hippocampus comes (tiger tail seahorse), 2065 nucleotides long. It is a transcript of the gene heyl, whose product is annotated as hes related family bHLH transcription factor with YRPW motif like. The transcript is spliced from 5 exons. The record is from RefSeq and is a predicted model, not a curated record. NCBI's taxonomy places the organism in Eukaryota, Metazoa, Chordata, Actinopteri, Syngnathiformes, Syngnathidae. Bases 380 to 1330 code for a protein of 316 amino acids. Gene Ontology annotation, molecular function: protein dimerization activity; DNA binding. Gene Ontology annotation, biological process: regulation of DNA-templated transcription.
AGGAGGGACACAAAGAGGAGGCGACGGGGGGAUGGAGCCAAAACUGGCAACCCUGCUUCAACUGCCAAACGCUGUCUUGAGGUGGCUGUGACAGGGAGAGGACAUGCCAGAGGGAGACGAAUAGAAGCUUGGGAAUUCUCGCCACUUUGUCAUGGGACCUUGGGGGUCGAGCAAGUGCCACCGGCGCCACUAGUCAAGCAGUAGAGGAGGGAAGACACACCGCUGGAAGCAGCACAAGCCACGAGGCUUCUUCGAGGCAACAGGAGGAGACAGAAGAAGAAGAAGGCGAGGGGGGGGACACAUCCACGGUGCAAAAGGAACGUUUCCAGCGCGGCCCCUUCCACCGACGAGAUUCCGCCGACCUCGUAGGGCCAGAGAGAUGAAGAGACCUCACGAUUACAGCUCAGAGUCGGACACGGACGAGCUGAUUGAUGUGGGACAAGAGGACGGCUACUGCCCAGUCACCGGGUCCAUGUCCCCUGGCAGCACAUCACAGAUUCUGGCGCGAAAGAAGAGAAGAGGGAUCAUUGAGAAGCGGCGCAGGGACCGCAUCAACCACAGUCUGUCGGAGCUAAGGAGGCUGGUACCAAGCGCUUUUGAGAAACAGGGCUCCUCAAAGUUGGAGAAAGCCGAGAUUCUGCAAAUGACUGUGGACCAUCUCAAACUUUUGCAUGCCAUGGGAGGGAAAGGGUACUUUGAUGCGAGGGCUCUGGCGGUGGACUACAGGACUCUGGGUUUCAGGGAGUGCGUCGGAGAGGUGGUUCGGUACCUCAGCUCCCUCGAAGGAGAGUCUCCAGACCCGAUAGGCGCCCGCCUGGUCACCCAUCUCUCCCACUGCGCAAGCGAGCUGGACCCACUGGUUCCUCAGUCACCCCCGAGCUCCGCUUUGCCCUUCCCUCCUUGGCCCUGGGUGUCCUUCCCCCAGAUGUCGGCCUCGUCCUCGCCGCCAUUCCCCAGCGGACGACGGGAUCUCACCUUGAUGGGAAGCUACCCGCCGGCCGCAGCCCUACGUCUCGCGCCGCUGGCCGGCUGCCAACGGGGGGCGCCGCCCCUGCUGGCUCCCACGGCUCUCGCUACCGUUCACAGGCUGCCAUCCCCCGCGCCAUCUCCAUCCUCGGGCCCCCCGAGGCUGGCGCAGGUGUCCCCGCGGAACACCUCCAGGAACUCACCCCUUCCGCCCGCCCCUUCCGCUUCCUCUCCAACCAGCGCGCCGGCACUCGUCUCUUUCAGACCCUUUGCUCCUCUGGUGUCUUCCGCAGUCCAGCGUCGGGGCAUCGUUGGAUCGGGCAAGUCAGCCCAAGGAUGGGCGACCGAAAUUGGAGCUUUUUGAGGCCCGUCUUUUUUCAAAAAAUGAAAUGACCCGCGCAAGGGACACCAAAUGCCGAUGUAGCAAAUGAUGCAGGUGAUCGAAGGACAUUUAAGGACCGUCUCUUUCUUUAAAGAACUCUACAAGCCAUAUCAGACUGAAAAUUUCAGAUAAUCGCCAACAAAAAGUAUCGAGGAAUGAUGAAGACAUUUGUGAGCAAAUGGACGACGACCUUGAUUGUCAAACAGAAUAUCCAACAGAGUCAUAUGUUUCACAGAAAAUAAUGGUUUUCAGCUGGGUUGUCUGUAUUAGUUUCCAAAUCAAUGACACAGAAAAUGAUGGAAAAAGAAAGUUUUGGGGGGGGGGGGUAACAGGACAUAAAAAAUAAGUGCCUUUACCUUUUGGUUGUGUAUUUUGCUGUCAUUCCCAAGAAUGGGGGCGGCGGGGUGGGGGUUCUCCAGAGUUGCUGUCCUGCAGGUUUUUGAUUGCAUGUUUUCUGUGACACCCCCGAUCCAAGCUGAAAAGCUGAUCAUUUGAAUCAGGUGUGUUGCAGGAGGGACACCCCGAAAACAGGCCGGACAGCGGCCCUUGAAGACCGGAGCUGGACACGCCCCCCUAAGGAGCCCUUUUGUAGCCUCAUGUUUGGCCCCAAUAUUCCUUCUGAGUCCUUUUUCAUGUUAUGAUGACCUCUUUCUCAAAGUAUUGUCACUUUUCUCUACGUCUUUUAAAAUACCAUAAAAAUGAUGAACUCAUUUCCAA